Xyrauchen texanus (razorback sucker) is the source of this 1127-nucleotide messenger RNA. Its product is annotated as histone H2B-like. The record is from RefSeq and is a predicted model, not a curated record. Bases 222 to 710 code for a protein of 162 amino acids. Gene Ontology annotation, cellular component: nucleosome. Gene Ontology annotation, molecular function: structural constituent of chromatin; protein heterodimerization activity; DNA binding. Lineage: Eukaryota; Metazoa; Chordata; Actinopteri; Cypriniformes; Catostomidae. The transcript has 6 exons.
GUGAUAAGAGGGACUUUCAUGUGGAAGCCUCUGAUUGGCUCUUAUUCCGACCCGUCACACUUGUAGCUGACCAAUGAAAUCAUGGAAUGGGUGUAGCCAAUAAAAUCACGCAAUCAGAGGUGCGCAUUGACUCCUCAGAAAAUUAGUAUAGAGGAGAGUAUAAAUUUGUCAGUGCGAUUUUCAGUACCUAAAUUACUUUGAAUUUGACUAAUUAUAUUGUCAUGCCUGAACCAGCAAAGUCCGCCCCGAAGAAGGGAUCCAAGAAGGCCGUCACGAAGGCCGCCGGUAAGGGAGGAAAGAAGCGCAGAAAGUCCAGGAAGGAGAGUUACGCUAUCUACGUGUACAAAGUCCUGAAGCAGGUCCAUCCUGACACCGGGAUCUCCUCCAAGGCGAUGGGCAUCAUGAACUCCUUCGUCAACGACAUCUUCGAGCGCAUCGCCGGUGAGUCGUCUCGUCUCGCUCACUACAACAAGCGCUCCACCAUCACAUCGAGAGAGAUCCAGACCGCCGUGCGUCUGCUGCUGCCCGGUGAACUGGCCAAACACGCCGUGUCUGAGGGCACAAAGGCCGUCACCAAGUACACCAGCUCCAACUUCAAUUUUCAGUGGAUUGCAAGGACUUCUGUGGUUGAAGAUGGCCCAGAGAGAGGAGGCCGGAGGUACUGGGAGGCUCCUCUACCAGUCCCUGGUAAAUCAGGGCAUGACCAUUAAAGUAGCGGGACUGCCCACAAGCCUUAACCUCAGGAAGCCUUCCUUUUAUGGAAGGAACCAAUUGGUAGAAAUUUUGAAAGCUGCAGAGGAGAUUUCAUUUGAAAUAAAUGCAGCACAAUGCAACCCCACUGACUUGGGAGAGGGGAUGUCAGAGCACAUGGAUGCAGAAGACACAGCGGAUGGCAUCCAGACGAAGUCGGUGGAGGAAAUUUUAGAGGCCAUGUGUGAAAAUUGUAUUUCUUGUAAUCGUAAUACAUUUUACCAAAUGUUACAAAUCAGUUUUUGGUAUUGCUUAAGUUCGAGCUUAAUUAAAACUACUGUUCUGAGAAGUCUUCCAUUGACAUUUGACACAAAGAGAAAAGCUCACUUGUUUGAAAAUUACAAUUUAUGGAUACAAUAUUUAUCCAGGUGACAUUA